CCUUCCCAUACCAAAGCAUUGCCAUUCAGGUAGAAGUUUCUCGAACGCUCAAGAAACGGUUACAAAUACAACGAACGAAUCCGCGAGCGAAAACCAAAACUUCUCUGCGUCCAAAUUCCGCAACCGAGUUUCGUUUCGCGAUUUGUGAACGAGGUUUAACGAGAUCAACAUGAGGGGAAGAAGCUACAGUUACAGUCCAUCACCUCCAAGACAUUACGGUGGUCGAAGGGGACGCAGUCCUAGUCCUAGGGGACGUUACGGAGGAGGCCGCUACAGAGGCCGUGAUAGAGACUUGCCAACGAGUCUCCUUGUCCGGAAUCUGCAUAAAGAUUGCAGGCCGGAAGAUCUGCACGAUCCAUUUAGCCAGUUUGGUCCUGUCAAGGAUAUUUACCUGCCUCGUGAUUAUUAUUCUGGGGAGCCAAGGGGUUUUGGGUUUGUUCAAUUUGUGGACCCGGCUGAUGCUGCAGAUGCAAAAUAUCAAAUGGACGGUCAAGUUCUUCUUGGUCGAGAGUUAACUGUGGUGUUUGCUGAAGAAAACAGAAAGAAACCUCAAGAAAUGAGAGCAAGAGAACGUGGGAGGUCAUAUGAUUAUAGAAGAUCUCCCCGCCGUCGUUCUCGUUCACCACGCUAUGCAAGAACCUAUUCUCCUGGUCCAGACUAUUCACCUUCUCCAAGACAAAGGCGAUAUUCCAGAUAUUCCAGGUCAAUUUCACCAAGGGAUACAAGGUAUAGGAGGGGAUCAUACUCUAGGUCCCCUUAUAGUAGAUCACCUUAUGCAUCAAGAAGCCCAAGCCGGGGAAGGAGUUACAGCAGGAGCCGUAGUCCAGGGUACUCUAGGUGAUUUAACCUGACAAGCUUGGCUGAUGUGGAAGAUAACGCUGUAGUUUUUACUUUGCUUCUAUUUAUGCUUGUGUUCUAUGUUGUUAAUUAAUAUAAUUUAGUAGUAAGGAUUUGUUAAUUAAUCUAGUAAGGAUUUGUCGCAGCAUUGUUUGUGCUCUAUAUUUAGUCCUGAUUUUUAUCAAACUUCUGUUGGACCAAGUUUUCUAUUUGUGUUUUUCUGCCUCCAAUUCUUGUCUGUGCGAAUUUCAUGGAUGAUUAUUUUGUGUAAAUUUUAGUUUUCUUUUGCAA
Molecule: messenger RNA, 1128 nt
Organism: Trifolium pratense (red clover)
Lineage: Eukaryota; Viridiplantae; Streptophyta; Magnoliopsida; Fabales; Fabaceae
Product: serine/arginine-rich SC35-like splicing factor SCL30A
Exons: 6
Coding region: 170-841 (223 amino acids)
Molecular function (GO): RNA binding
Source: RefSeq, a predicted model, not a curated record